AUGAAUAUAGCGAAGUUGAAAUGUAACCCAAUUCCGUUGGCUCUGAGGGUGAGCGACUUCCCCAUCACAUGGAGCCAUUUUAGGGGUCGAGCGUUUAUACGGAGCGCGUUCUCUUUACCAGUUCUAUCUAGGAGGUCCGAACCUCUAGUCACGGGUAACACCACACAUGCUAAAACCCUCAGUGUAGUUAGUUCACCCUGGAGUGUCGAAAGUUGGAACUUACUCUCAAAAGAAAAAUUUGAGGGCGAGAAAUUCUCCUUCUCCUCGCUCGCCUCGUCUACUCUCUCGGAGACAGUCCUCCCAAAGUCCACGACAACUAUGGGUAUCCCUAGCCAAAGCAGUACAGUAGUAAUUGGAGUGUCGAAGAGGAACAAACCAAAAACGCCAAUGAGGAUCACACAACAGACCAUAAGCUCUUGGUCUUCAGAGACAUUUAUUUGUAAUGAACCAGCCAGCAGUAAGCCAGGAAGUGUGAAGGUAAAAUAUCCGUGGAGCCCAGCAAGCUCUCUCAGCGACUCAGACUUUUAUCCGAGUAGUACAAUGACUUUAGCGUCUCGUAAAGAAAGUAAGUCGACUAUGGUGUCGGAGCAGCCUAGUGCCCUGCAUGGUCCUUCGCACUCUACACAUGGUUCAACGGCGCCAAAUGCUGUCAAUGUUGAACAUGAACUACAGGACGAUCCUAUGAUUGAUAUCGUUUUCGACGGACCGGUUGUCGCCUUUUGUGACUUUGUGAUUGACAGUACAGUAUAA
Messenger RNA from Arctia plantaginis, 750 nucleotides. The record is from the annotation of a GenBank genome assembly. NCBI's taxonomy places the organism in Eukaryota, Metazoa, Arthropoda, Insecta, Lepidoptera, Erebidae.